GGAUAGACAACAGAUCCCUUCCCGCUUUUUAGAAAACCCUAAGCAGCCUUCCCCUUAUCCAUCUUGAUCCUCCUAGCAGCCGCCGUUGUUGAUUCCUCUCACUCAUACACACUACUCCCUUUCACACACGCUUAGGCCUCUAGUAAUAGCUUGAAAUCACAGAGUUCAGAUCUGAAAUUCAAGGUUACAAAGUUGGGUUCAAUUUCAAUUCGUUUUUUACAUUUUUUGGGGAAUUUCAGAGUUUAGUGAAGCUAUAGAGCUUGUUUCGAAUCUGGAAGAAAGAGAAAUACACGGAUUCCUGCAUCUUUGAAUACAAAAAAAUCUCAUACAAAAAAUAGGAAAAAUCAAGAGCAAAACUGUUUGAAGUUGCCAUUGCCUUGUUUUCUCAUUUUUCUGGGAUUCUGAAGUUUGUGCCGAUUAUAUGUUGUUGCAUCUGUUGUAUCUACUUUGCCGAGCUCUUCGGACUGAUUUGCUACCCUUAUUUGGCUCAUAUUAACAUCUUCCUUGCUCAAGUAGUUACUGUCUUAAUAGAAUCAACUGUGGAGAACCGCUAAAUGGAAGAAUCCAAAGAGGAAGCGAAGUCUUUCAAAGAAUUGGGAGUUUCUGAUCAACUGAUUGAGGCUUGUGAUAAUUUGGGUUGGAAAACUCCUUCUAAAAUACAAGCUGAAGCUAUUCCUCAUGCCUUUGAAGGCAAAGACUUAAUUGGUCUGGCUCAAACGGGUUCUGGAAAGACUGGAGCUUUUGCAAUUCCUAUACUGCAGGCCCUAUUAGAUUCUCCGCAUGCCUUUUAUGCCUGCGUUCUCUCUCCAACGAGAGAGCUCGCGAUUCAAAUUGCUGAACAAUUUGAAGCUUUAGGAUCCGGUGUUGGAGUAAAAUGCGCAGUGCUGGUUGGUGGGAUAGGUCCAGUACAGCAGAGCAUCGCCCUUGGGAAACGGCCUCACAUUGUUGUGGCAACACCUGGUCGGCUACUGGAUCAUCUUGCCAAUACUAAAGGGUUUUCUCUUCGUACGAUAAAGUACUUGGUAUUGGAUGAGGCAGACAGGCUGCUAGAUGAGGAAUUUGAAAAGGCCCUUGAUAAGAUUUUGCAUGCGAUCCCUCAUGAUCGAAGGACUUACCUAUUUUCUGCUACAAUGUCCAACAAAGUAAAGAAACUUCAGAGGGCUUGUUUGAGAAAUCCUGUUAAGAUUGAAGCUGCAUCUAAAUAUUCCACUGUUGGUACACUGAAGCAGCAAUUUCGUUUUCUUCCUGCUAAGUAUAAGGACUGCUAUCUUGUCUAUAUUCUGUCUGAGAAGUCUGGCAGUACAUCAAUGGUUUUCACUCGUACAUGUGAUGCAACUCGUCUACUGGCUCUAAUGCUUCGAAAUCUUGGCUUGAGAGCUAUACCAAUUAGUGGUCAGAUGACUCAGGAAAAUAGGUUUGGAGCUCUAAACAAAUUUAAGGCUGGAGAGUGCAAUAUCCUUAUCUGCACUGAUGUAGCCAGUCGAGGAAUUGAUAUCCCAUCUGUUGAUAUGGUUAUCAACUAUGAUAUUCCAACAAACUCUAAGGAUUAUAUACAUAGGGUGGGAAGAACUGCACGAGCAGGGCGUUCUGGGGUUGCUAUAUCAUUAGUGAAUCAGUAUGAGGUGGAGUGGUAUAUACAGAUAGAAAAGCUUAUUGCGAAAAAACUAGCUGAGUAUCCUGCGAACGAAGAGGAGGUUUUGCUACUCUUGGAGCGUGUAACAGAAGCCAAGAGGAUCUCACAGAUGAAAAUCAAAGAAAGUGGUGGCAAAAGGAAACACAGAGGCGGAGAUGCUGCUGACGAGGAGAUUGACAGAUACUUGGGAGUUAAGAAGGGGAAACUAUCAGUAAAGCUAUCAAAGAAGCCAAAGAGAAUAUAUGAUUAACCUAUAUUAGUCCAAUUUUGACUUAAAUGAGGAAUAUAUAAUUAAUCCUAAUGUGUGCGCACUCCAAAAUUUGGAUAAUAGUGAAUGAUCGUUUGGCAAUGUGACAUUUCAAUUUCCUCUAGACGUUUAAAUCGGAUGUCAGUGAGAUUUACUGCAUGUUUGAUCUGAGAUAUUUUUUAUGAACCAAUUUGUUCUCUAA
Molecule: messenger RNA, 2082 nt
Organism: Nicotiana tabacum (common tobacco)
Lineage: Eukaryota; Viridiplantae; Streptophyta; Magnoliopsida; Solanales; Solanaceae
Product: DEAD-box ATP-dependent RNA helicase 10
Cellular component (GO): cytosol
Molecular function (GO): ATP binding; RNA helicase activity; nucleic acid binding
Source: RefSeq, a predicted model, not a curated record